CUCUAUACUGUCAGUCACCUCAGCAGCACCCGGCCGGAAGCGCUGGGAAGCUGCGGGUCUAACAUUUAAGGUUCAACAUUUUAAACGAAUGCAAUACGGAUCUUUAGUUUUAUUAUUAUUAUAAUAUAUUUAUAUAUCAUCUACCCAAGUGAACCGUCAGGGACUCCUCAAAGUGCAAAAAGAAAAGCGAACACGAACGUCUUGGAGAAGGAACGCAGUGAGGGGUGUGCAGGGGCAUGAAGCCCAUCGGUACUGACAAUCGGGCUGUCUUGUGUAGUUGAAGAAACCGCAGCUGUUUUAAAACACGCAUUUUCAGUUAGUAGAUUGUCAUUUAAUGUGACAGUAGAAUAUCGAUAGCAUGAUUUAGCGGGCGUGAGUCCAGGUGGUUCAAAUUGGUGCAAUACUGUUAGGUUAGUUGUAAGCAUAGAACAUAGCCAGCUGCCUUUGCUGCUGCUGCAAAAAAAAUCUUGUCUGACUGGGCUAGUGAUUUGUCAGUGCAAGCAAGCAUAGCAGGGCUUAAGAAAAAAAAAAAAAAAAACUUUGCUACAGCGGGUUCUGACUGACACUUCAGAUUCAAUACACAUAGCAGUAUCGUUUGGAAGAGAACUGUUAAUAAUAUUGCACAAACGUGUAAGAAAAAUGGCUACGACCAGCAGCAUUUCCUCAUCGAUUGCGAGUAAAACGAAGACGAAGAAGAAACAUUUUGUGGCACAGAAAGUGAAGCUGUUCCGAGCCAGCGACCCUCUGCUGAGUGUGCUAAUGUGGGGAGUUAACCAUUCGAUCAACGAAUUGAGUCACGUUCAGAUCCCAGUUAUGUUGAUGCCAGACGACUUCAAAGCCUAUUCGAAGAUAAAGGUGGAUAAUCACCUUUUCAAUAAAGAAAACAUGCCAAGCCACUUUAAGAUGAAGGAAUAUUGUCCAAUGGUCUUCCGAAAUCUCAGAGAAAGAUUUGCAAUUGAUGAUCAAGACUUCCAGAACUCGCUCACAAGAAGUUCCCUGUUUACAAAUGACUCACAAGGACGCAGUGGCGCACGCUUUCACACCUCGUGCGACAAGAGAUACGUGGUCAAAACUAUCACAAGUGAAGAUGUGGCAGAGAUGCACAAUAUACUGAAGAAAUACCAUCAGUUCAUUGUAGAAUGCCAUGGAAACACGCUUCUGCCACAGUUCCUGGGCAUGUACCGGCUUACAGUGGACGGGGUUGAGACCUACAUGAUUGUAACAAGAAACGUAUUCAGCCAUCGACUGUCUGUUUACCGGAAAUACGAUCUGAAGGGCUCCACAGUUGCUAGAGAAGCUAGUGACAAAGAAAAGGCCAAAGAACUGCCGACCUACAAGGACAACGACUUCAUCAACGACGGUCAAAAGAUUUACAUCGAUGAAAACAACAAAAAGAUGUUACUUGAAAAAUUAAAAAAAGACGUGGAGUUCCUGGCCCAGCUCAAGCUCAUGGACUACAGCCUCCUGGUUGGCAUUCAUGACGUGGAGAGAGCAGAGCAGGAGGAGAUGGACUGCGAGGAGAAUGAGGGUGAGGAGGACGUGGAGAGCGACGGCACCCACCCCAUGGGCACGCCCCCUGAUAGUCCAGGCAACACACUCAACAGCAACAGAGCCCUGCCCCCUGGGGAGUUUGACCCAGCUAUUGACGUUUACGCCAUAAAGAGUCAUGACAACGCUCCAAGAAAGGAAGUGUACUUCAUGGCAAUAAUUGAUAUCCUUACACAUUACGAUGCAAAAAAGAAGGCUGCCCACGCUGCCAAAACUGUCAAACAUGGGGCUGGUGCGGAAAUCUCCACUGUUAACCCGGAGCAGUACUCAAAGCGCUUGUAUGACUUUAUUACCAACAUUCUGACAUAGCCUGUCACCAUGACAAAGGACAGAUGCAGGGAGAGCGGACAGGCGGGAAUGAAUGCAGGGACUUGAUGGAGUGUUCAUCUUCCACUCCAAGCAGCAGCAGCAGCAGCAGCAGCAGCUCUAUACUUGUUUACAGUAUAGGGACCCACUUGGGGAAUUAGCUUUAAACUGCUUCCUGAUACCCACAGUGUACUACUUGCUAUUGCUGAGUUCUUUUUUUUUUUUUUUUUUUUUUUUGCAAAUAAAUAAAAUAAAAGACUGAUCAGCUUUACUCAGAAUCAAUAUCGGUACUUCCAGAGGUCGAGCAGAAGAUGAUGAUUAAGAGGCUGCAUGUUAUUGCUUGACCUGAAGGGUGCAUCGCAGUGCUCGUGCAGCUCAUGCUGCGGAUGUCGUUCUCUUCCUCUGCACGUUGGCACUCUUCAUUACCUUCGUUGCAUACCAUAUUCCUCUUAUUCUUCAAGAGACUAAUGCCAUAACACUGCUUUCUAUUUAAAACUUUGUCCUUGUUUGUUGGGUUUUUUUUGGCUUAUUUGACUCGUGUUUACGGCUUGCUUCUCAAUUCGGUUGUUUUUUUUAAUGGUUAUACUGUUAGAGAUGUGUUCAUAAAACUUACCAAGGACUUUUUUGUUAUGAUCUAAACCAGGGGUUCACAUAUCCGGUCCUGGGGGUUUGGAAUCUUCUGGGCUUUGGAGGUAUCAUUUAAAUAUGUGUUUAACACCUGAAAUGACGUUAAAGUCAUUUAGGGUACAGGUGGAACGAAGACGAGACAGGCUGUGGACCUCGCCGACGGGAAUUGUGUCACCCUGUUUGGAACAGCGGCUGAUCUGAAUGCUGGGUCCUUGAUACACGUGUAGAUGUCAUGUGUGCUUGAUAUUUAGCUUUCUAUAGCACACUGGGGUCUCUUUAAUGAUUUAACAACAGCCACCCUAUAAUGUAUAAAGACGGUCUUUAGGGGACCUUGUUUCACUCCGUUUGCUUUGUCUUUAAUCUUAAGGGGUCGAUCUCGUCCCCGCCCCCCUCCCCCAUGGUGAAACCAGUUAUUAAUACAGUCAGAGGUUGGCCUGUUUAAAUGUCGCUUUAAAGACCAUUCAAAAGGACUCUGCUGACCUUUAUGAAUACAGUCCUUAUUCUUUAUACUGUAACGAUGCGAUGCAUAGUUUUGGGCAUGUCACAAAGACGGCCAGAGUGGGUGGCGUCAGACCAGAGAGGAAUACACAGACAGAGACGGUGGUUGUGAUGAUGAGCCGAGUGCAAUGGCUGCACUCAGCGUUUAAUAACAAAUAAAAGGUUUGAACAAUGGAAUACAAAACAGGACACGGCACUUGACGCCAAAAUAAACAGACAGACAAAACGACUAAACACUAACACACAGGUGAAACGGAGACGAACAAACACGGUGAGAAUACACUUAUUAUAUUUAUAAUUACGCUGACGAUUUUACUCCUUCUCUCUCACCCGUUCUCCACUCUCUGAACACCUAACCCCGACUGAGUGAAAAUGUGCGUCUAUAUAUACUAUUGUGCUGGGAUUCAAUUACUAAUUAAUUAUUCACUUGAAUCCCAGCACGUGAAUUAAUUCUGUGCAACCCCGUGCUCACAUAUUAUAUUUUAAAUGCACGUGCGUGAUGUGCAAUCCCGUGCCUAAAUACAAAUAUACACUUUUUACACACGUGAAACACAGACCCGUUUAUAUCCCGUGUACCAAUCUAUACACCAACAUUAACAUACGCAACAUACAUACAUACACAGAACACACAAAUGCACACAGGGGCGGGGCACUUUGCCACAGGGCAGCAGGAAAGUUUCUUUUCCAAAGCAGGAGCAGGAAUAUGUAGUAUACCCACACAGAAAAAUAAAUCCAUACACAGGAUCUACAUUUUAACAUGUUAUGCAUUCCAUUAAUUAGUUUAGAAAAAAAAAAAAAAGAGUAGUACCAAACAUUUAUUUGUAACACUUUAAAUUGAUUCCUACUAUUAAAAAAAGAAACGUUUUUGGAUAAUAAUUAAAAUAAUGAAGCAUGUAGCAUAUUGAAUAUAUUAAAACAUAAAAUCGGAAGUAUUACAAAAACAAGAAAGUUGCCUAAAACUAUGACUUAUUUCUUUGCUGUCAGGAACUUCAAUAAUUGUAUAGCAUUGCAUUUCAUUUUCUUUCUUUUCUGUAUUCUACGGAAUAUUACUAAACAUGAUACUGUAUA
Molecule: messenger RNA, 4047 nt
Organism: Acipenser ruthenus (sterlet)
Lineage: Eukaryota; Metazoa; Chordata; Actinopteri; Acipenseriformes; Acipenseridae
Product: phosphatidylinositol 5-phosphate 4-kinase type-2 alpha
Exons: 10
Coding region: 640-1857 (405 amino acids)
Biological process (GO): phosphatidylinositol metabolic process
Molecular function (GO): phosphatidylinositol kinase activity
Source: RefSeq, a predicted model, not a curated record